AUGACCGCCGAAGUCGCCCCGCCGAAUGAAGAAAAGGACGAGGUUCGACAGAGGAAGUCCUUCGAAUUGCUGAAUGUUCUCGGUGAGCAUUAAUUAACUACUGUUCCGCCUCUAGUUCCGGUCGCACACCCAGUUGGCCUGGCAACAACCUCGCUAAUAUGUUGUAUUUUCACCGUAACCCUAAUCUUUCUAGUUUUAUUGUCUGGACACACGAUUGAGCAGUUUGCUGUGGUGUAGACGACGGCACCCAUAUGGUUUACAUGUUUAUUACUACUUCUAUUACUACCGACAACUUGAAAAUGGAUUAGAUGGUUCAUCAAUAACAGCCCUUGUCUUGCAUUGCCUGCCUAUUCCUACACCCACUUUUGUUAUCCUGCUGAGCCACCUGCCCUUCAUGGUCAUGCCUUGUGCACCCGAACCUUAACUGCUCCCGAAAAUUGCCAAGUCGCGAACAUUCACGCUAAUCAUGUAGGAAUUAGUAAUUUACUGGUUCGACUGGUAAUGGUUUGUCUCUGACAUGUUUUAAAAGAUUUGUGAACACCACGGCAGCCCCUCUACAGUAUGAAACCUAGGUGCUGCAAGCUCGAGUUGUAUUCUUUGGGCGUUCCUUCCUGAAUUGACUUGAUGCUGUCUCCGCUGUUGGCCUCAUUGUAAGUACCUCAACGCCAAUUAACAGCAAUAAGGAAGACUCCUGGGUAAGAUUGUGCCUAAGUCCCAUUUCGAGAGUAACACAGUGUCGGUACAACCAUUUCACUAUGAUCCCCCACGUCCCUGCACUUUUUUGCUCCACAAGCCGUGGACAUGAUCAAGUUUCUUUAUUAGUCCUGUGGCGCCUAGGUUAGCACCCCGCAUUCAGAUGCUGCACUAGAAACCACCUGGAGGAAUUCAAACCGGUCGUUACUUGCCUGCUACAUAUGCAUAAAACGUUCGCCUAUCGGUAAAGCGUAAACAGUGACUUACGCAGAACCUGUAAACAAACACGUGAAAUUAAUAAGACUAACAAAGGAGGGGCUCAUAACUAAAGACUUGUAUGUCUUAGUUUUCAAACAGGCUCGCCUGUAGUGCGCCUGCAUCUAUAUGCUAUUACUUCAUUUGCAUUUCUCGUUUUUUGACGACGGUUAAGUGUCAGGACUGGAUACUUCUCGCCUCACUGACCCCUUGGCAGCCAGGGCAUGUUUAUCUAUCCGCCAUAUUAACUCUUGAAUUGCUCCCGUGCUCCAUACUUUCCAGCCCUUCCAGUUGUCAGACAGUACUACUGUUUGCAUCAAUGAAUUCGUUUUUAUUUUCAAUUGUAUCCUGAAAUCUUUGACCCUUUUUAGUUGAGAAAGUUACGGGAACUGUAAAGUGGUUUAGUAUAACCCGUCGCUACGGCUUUAUCCAACGAGACGACAAUCAGGAGGACGUAUUCGUCCAUCGAACCGCCAUCACCGCUUCGAAGCAGCGGUUCCCAUCCCUUAAGACCGGUGAACCCGUUGAAUUUUCCGUCGUUGAAACGACCGGUGGAAUAAACGCUGCUUCGGUUACUGGACCCGGUGGAAAGCCCGUUAAGGUAAAAGGAACCUUGGCCGUGCAGGUCGUUGCUUGUAAAUAUUUUGUUGGCGUUUGUGUGAAGCUCGUAGUUCAUUUUGCGAAAACAUCCAAGCCAAAAAAUCCAAAUGUCAUCUUGAAGACGGCUUUGCUACCACACCGACACGGCAUUAAAUGUAGUUAGGUUUUCCCCCACCUUGAAGUGUAAUUGUCAGACGUGCGAACUAGAUGGUCUUGAAGUUGUUCUGAUUGACUAAACAGCCUACAACGUUUGAUGCCGACGCCUUUUUAUGUCACUGGUUGAGUUUAGAAGCAGAUUCCAUUUGUCGGGCAGAGAUGGCACAAAGCGCGUCUUACAGCCAACCGAUGUUGUGGGAGUCGUGUGCCGUCUAGUUAUUGCCAAGGUGAACGCCCGUUUUGGUAGUCAAUAAAUACAUGAAUUAAUGUCCGACCUAUGGCGAUUGCGAGUGCCAGCUAGCUUGUUAUUGACAUUCAUUAUACGAUGUCAUAGACCUUUCAACUAGGCCCUCUGUGAAACUUCUAUGCGGUAUGAAUGCACACGUUUUCAACCCUAGUCGCCGAUGAUGAGCUGUCGGUUGACUGACUGAAAGCAGAGUAAAUCAAAAACAGAUAUCUCCGGUCGUAAAACGCGAGUCAGUCAUGUCCGUCCUAGUAGAAGGCGACUUUUAGACCCAAGGUUCCCCAUCUCUGUAUGCAGCAAAACCGAUUCGGGAAGCGGGCUCGCCGCAACGGAAACUAUUAGCGUAGUGAAAACCUAGAGUGUACCAGCCAUAGCCUUUUGUCACACCCGUGUAGUGUGCCAGCGCGUUUAGGAAUCCAAUCUCGUCGUCCGGUCGUCAAGCCAAAGUAAAAUACGUCAAGUAUUUCGCAUACUUAAAGGGCUCGACAUUCCAUUCGUUCAUCUGCUGCUGUAUUACCCAACUGUGAAUUGCUCGGUUCACGGGACAAACGCCCACCUGUUUUAUAUCCCUCGGCAAACAGGUUCCAAGUGCGAAGGUACAGGCCACAAACAAGCAUCCACGUAGCAGGCCACAAAACAUCCGGGCAUAUAGUAGUUUUUUCGGUUGUUUACUUCGGAGGCUUCGCUAAGAUUGCGCGUAACGCUUUCAUCGUUAUAGAGUCCCGUGCAGGGGGUUUCCGGUAACCAGGAAAUUGGUCAGACAUGUUUCCUGUGGUGAAGUAGGCCUUGUGUUCCUAGGACUCAUAAUCUUAAUAUCGCUUUACGUCGGGGAGCCUAAUUUGACGCUGGCUAUUCACAGCGAACUUAGACAAGCCUUGUGGUAAGGCGUUGGUAAGUCCAUCGCCAGUCCUCCGUCUCGUAACCCGUCCCAAGACUAGUGAUGGGUGGUGGACGAGGCGCGCAUCGAUCGUAUUACGGUACUCGCGCAUCCCAUUGUCUCGGGGCUCUCUCGAGCCCCGUCAGCAGCCUCACAGCGGCGUAUAAUACAGGCAGAAUAGCAUUACCAGCAGGAAUAAGAGAGACUGAAACGACUGUUCCCGACUUAUCAGCCAUCAUCAGCCAGCCAUACCCAACUCGUAGACACGCCACCCCGAGGCGUUUCUAAACGCGAGUUCGACCUUUGCAGGCGACGACGUCCGCUGUCACCCAAUGAGGCGAGACCGACAGUGAUGACAAACGUGAAUCUGUUUAUGGUGGGUCAGACUUAAGCCGCAUCUGCCGCACCGCCACCUCUUAGCGCCUCGCCCCGAUUGUAAGACAGUCAAGAUCUAAGCCACAACUCCGCGUUGUGAGAAAAUCAGACGCGUCAGAUUUAUUGUAGUGGGAUUGUGCAGCUUUUCCGUAAGAAUUGACCUCCCGGUAUUAGCCUCACUCUUCCUUCUAUCCCUCACGUUCUUGUAACUUUUUCGAGUCAGACCGACCAGGAAGGGGAUUGGACAGUCUCUUGCAGGACUAAAUAACCCGUCUGCGCUUCGCACACGGCCGGGUCUGCACGCCAUUCAGCGAGCUACGCUUGGCAUGCUUUCUUCUAAAGUUAGAUGUACAUGUGACUUUCACCCUCCGUACCGGCACUGGAUCGUAGGCACGCUGAACAAGGAUUGUGUCCUGUGUUGCGGAGGGAUGUCUGGUAUGCGUGUGCUAUGAAAUAGGUUCAUGCGUGGGCAGCUGUGGUAAGGUAUGAUGGGAUUCUGACUUUGUAGUGGGGAUUUUCGUGGGUGCUAAUAUUACUCAAUAGGCCCAUGUGACCGCCGAGUCUUCUGCGACAGUUUAGACAAAGUAAGGCUGACAGAUGUAUUUUGGGACUCCCAGGCACCUUUUCGCUGUCGUCACUGCGGUGGACUUGCAAGUCAUCCCAGUGUGCGGUGACAAUAUAACACGAGUUAGGAACGCUUCUAUUGAGGUGGUAUUGCAGAGUAGUAAUGACUGGAAAUAGCAAAUAGAACUUAGUAAUUUUUGGGGCUUGCAAUCGCUCUACACUGAGCGAGUUCUAAUUUACAACAGUCCGUCCCAGCCGCCAGAUUGUCAGUCAGACAUUAGCGUUGCACAUUGUCUCCCAUCCUUUUUCACAACGUCUUUGGCUGGAUUUUCUGAAAAAUACUACAUGGGUUUGCCGGGGUCGAAUUUUGACCCAAACGCCGGCUGACUGACCCCGACUAUGCUUACGGUACCUUGCUAGUACCUAGCUGCGGUUACCGGCAGGACGCAAUAUCAAGAGUGAAUGGAGUCGCUAAAUCAGUCAGUUUAUCCAUAAACAAUGGAAAGGCGUAAGUAUUUCCGAGCUCCGUGCUACAUUGGUAAGGUUGGCGAGAAAACUGUACUUUACCUAAGCACGUACUUCGUACGGUUGUAGUCCUGCGUGAUGAAGUCGGCCUCAAUGGUAUCGUAGAUCGCACGCAUAAAGUGCGGCAGUGCACCUGGAGAUCAUGAUUUACUUUUGUUCAGUGCCAGAGAGCGGCCGCCAUAUAAAUUACAGCAAAGUGCAACGGUGGCACAGAUAUUUGACGACCGUGAAUAGUCACUAAUUAGUUUUUAUUGAACAGGAUGGGCGACAAAGUAUAGCACUAAUUUACUUCUGGUGGCUGAGAUGGACUGUUAUGAACCAGGGUUCACUCGGCUGGGAGCGAUAGUGGGCUGCUCCGUGGAGGUCGCUGUCUCAGCCCAGUACAUUUUUAGGUCAUCUCUAGCCGAUUUUCCCGCCAUUUUCCGAAGCUAGUGGAAGGAAUCAUCGUUGUGAGACGUGGCGCCAACCGUCUGGUCAGACAACUGCUAGGUUCUCCCUCUGAUCUAGUCACUGUGACGUCGCUUGUGAAUCAAGUAAUUUUCCCACCCGUCCCAGACUGAUGACUCGGGUCUGUGCUCAGGGCCUCCGCUGUGUUGAUUUGUUGUUUCGAAUCUAAGACCUCUUGCAUGGGACACUUACUGUGGAUGGUGGUGGACAUUCAGGAUUGUACCAAUAAGAACAUGGUCCGACCAGCGGGUGCUACCGCUUUUGACACCGUGCAUCGGUCUGCUAUCACGAACCCGACUACGGAACUGUGGACCGACAAAAAUGUAGUCAGUCUAACUGGUCGUAUUACCGUCUUUUGAAUACCUGAUCAGCGGAUGUUAAUGGCUGUGCUGGAAGCACCCGGUUCUGACCGCUAUCACUAUAUAAUCGAGAGCCAAGCCCAAAGCAGCCGAUGGGGUGACUAUUUGAAGUCACCAGGCCCAAUCAGGCCAUUCAAAUCUCUGGUAGCAGUCAUAAAAUCAAGGCGAUGAUCAUGCAGCUCCGAUUAAGUUUCUUUGUCGUACUGGUCGGCAGUUGACGUUGGCGCUAAAGGUAGACGACAGAAACGUUAUCUUAUGCCUAUGUGGUUACACGUACCCACUCGAAUGGAGACGCGCUUUUAGGGGUUUUCGGACUCAUUGUUCGCGCCGGCCUGUGCAUAAUCGGGGGCGCUAUACCCUCUGUCAUCCUGCGGAUGGCUAAAACUGCGCUGUUUGGUCAAUUCACACUAACGCCUAUUCGUGGGUUACGGGUUUUCAUUUAUGGUGUUCACUCUGAUGUCCGACUGAUAUUUGUUUUGUUCUUACUCCGUUAGCACAGGACUUACUAGCACACUAAAGAGGCUUGGUUCCUUGCGAAGAUGAGUGUAAAUUAACAUGGACGCCAAAAAUGGCCAUUCUUUUUUGACUUCCCAUAUGGAGCUCACAUUUGUGUUAUCGUUUGAACACUUGUAUACAUAACAUAGCAGUUCUCGCGAGGCUCCUUUAUUCAUCCUUUCCAUUUCUAUUUGGUCAGUACCAGAGUCCCUGGAUGGCAAGUACUGGGUUAUUAGUAAAGAAACUUUGCGUUUUGCCGUUGUUACGCUACCGGCAUCCCAGCUACUAGUGUAAUCCGAUUUCAUUUUUGUCCUUUGAUUCCUACCUAGCCCCCAUACUUCCGCUCCUGUUUAACUCUGCGCCACUGAAAACUGCUCAUAGUCGGCGCCGCAUUUUAAAAUGCUUGGUUUUUGAGUUAUUUUGCGCAUCAUGGCCAGACUGCGUCACGUCCGCACGCUACCCAGAAUCGCCGUGUGGUGAGGAUGUCCUUUUAGGAGUUUCGAGGCGAUUUUUUGCCACUCCAGAUGAUGAGUCCUGUUUUUCGCGGCCGCCUUCCUGACCCCCUGUGGGCUCAGCCUCGAGUCCGAUCAACUGCUUUUAUUGUUGCUUUAAAGUAUAUGCACUCCAGGACUUGGUGCUACCUAACUGCCGCAAACAAGCCGGUUAUUUUGUAUCAAAAAUCUUAAACUUUAUUGAUCACUCGGUCACCACUUUUCCAGUAAUACUUGUAACAGCAUACAGAUAGUGCAAUUUUUAACCUCUACAAUCCAAUCGAUUGAGUGAAAGAAGGUACGACAACAUAUAAAAGUCUUUCCCAAAGAAGCCUUGCCGAUACUUGCGCUGCUUCGAAGCAACCUACAUUCGAAGAAAGAAACCUGGCCUGCACAAAAACAGGCCAUGGAGUAAACCUGACGUUGCUCAGGUAAUCUCUGGUCGUUAUGUUCACGCAUCCUCUCUGCCUUCCUUAAUCGCGUUUGUAAGUGACCCCUGUUAUCGAGCAAGUCGUGUAUUUCAUGUUAUGAAACGACAGGCGGUAGUUGACAAGUGGUCGCAAAAUUUUUUGAUACGGCAAAGUCUCGCUGUUUGUUUUUCUUUGGAUUAGGAACAUCCUUUCUUUGGGUACUGUCAUCCUCGGUGGGCAAAAUUUUUUGCAUGAUUGACAAUUUUCUGGUGUCAAAUCUUCCGUCUGCAUUUACCGAUGUUGAUUCUAUUAGUUUGGCACGGCCUCCAUUUUGACUCCCUUUAUGCCUUUGGGCACCAUGUAAAUUUGGAUUGGGUACUCGUACAUAAUCAUAUUCAAUCUUUCAUCUCCAGGGUACUCGACGCUACUUUCGUCGUGCUACUGGCAAACCGGGUACAACCCAAGAUGCCGCUCCUGGUCCAUCAGAGCACGACGGUGAUCAACCUGUCCAGGCGAAUGGAACGCACCCCGGCGGGGAUGUUGAAGGCCCGCGUCGCGGCGGUUUUCGAGGCCGCAGGCGUGGAAGCGGACGACGACCCCCCAGAACGGUAUGCCUGACCGCACUUAAAGCAAUGCCUGGUAACUUGUCAGUCCCUGUUCCUCAUCCCCAUUUGAGAUCGACCAUUCCGGUCUUCUCUUCUAGAGCCACGAUGGUAUGGGUGACUAUGCUAACGGCAGUGAUGCCCAGAACGGUGGUGGUGUCUCGCCAACUGGUGGUGCUCCCCGACCUCGCCCAAGACCACGCCGAGGUCGCGGCCGCAUAGGUAUGGGUGGCUAUGAGCACUCAGCACCCCGUCAGCAACACAGUGAAGGAGAGGCAAACGGACCAGUCAAUCAAGACCAGCACCCGCCUCGUCGAGGUCGGAGGCCAUUCCGGCGUGGCCGUCCUAUGAAUGGAAAUCGGCCUUCAAAACCCACUAGCGGUGACGACGGGGCUGGCGCCACUUCUUCGGGGGAACACGAACAGCAGGUCCAUGAGGGAAAACCAUCAGACGGUAAGCCUAUUUUAUACAGCAUCCAGAUCCGGAUCUUUGUCGCUGACUGUUUUUUUUUCCAAAAGAAUCAAAUUUAUCAUCUAAAGUAUUUCGCGUUUUUAUCUAGACAGUGUCAUAUAGACUUUAGAUAGUUCACGUCGCAGGUUGGUGAAAAUCCUAUUUUCAUCGUUCCGGAAACUGUUCUGCAUUUUUCGACGAAUCUGUUUCUCCCGAAUUUCGCUCAACUUCUUAUACCUUAAACUCGUCUUGAGCGACCGUUUUUACGCUAAAAUUUUCUAUUUGUUAUCGUUUUCCUAUGGUAUUUACCAGCUUCAAUAGUCUUACUCGUUACUUUCUCGUCAGCAGUUGACAACCUGACUUAAGAUAAUGCGGGUACGGGCGGCCAUUUCUUAUGGCUCCGCCCAGGGCUGCCGAUAAUACGUCCAGCUGAGUUUACUACAGUCGCUACUGUCUGCAUAGACAAUGGCGACUCCCGCGUGAUCUGAGUGAUAGUGGGGUGGGAUUUUGCGGCAUAGACCUUAACGCCCACACGCCCAUCAUGUCCCAGCGGCACUACUAGGUUCAGGCGACUGGAGAUCAGAUGCCAAUCCACGUUCCAAUUUCUCGAUCCACACGGGUCGAUUUUCCAACUUAGGAUCUCACGUUAUUGAGAGGUUCUGCAGGACCUCAUUAUAAAAAAGACAUUACAAUGUAACCUUUAGAAAGACCGAGUUAUUCACUAGCCGUCAGCCCCUCAACCGACUUCUUGACUCAGUAUUAACUACAGAGCGAGUCAGAUUGAUGGAGCGACUGGCCGCGCAAUGCCGACCCCGAUGGCAUUAUAUAUUCCUUGUUGUUUAUUCACGUCAUGAAGACAGUGAGCACAAUCGGAAUUCGGAGGCCCCAAGCGCCAUGAGUGCUUCAUCUCCUUGUAUUACAAACCCUAUCAUUCAGCACUUCAUUUUUCAGAGAUUUCCAUUGGCGACCAACUGGCAAAUAUGAAGAUUGAAGAAGGGGACUCAAAGGACCCUGCAAAAUCUAAGAAUCCAGUUGCGGAGACUCAUGAGGAGACGCCUGCAGAACAAGCGAAGCCAUGUGCUGAAAAGGACGCAGGUGUCGAAGAUAAGGGCGAAGAGCCCAGUGAGUCGACAGCCGCGGAGAUUGUGGAGGCAGAUGAGAAAGACAAAAAGGAUGAACAGCCGGCCAAUUGA
Messenger RNA from Spirometra erinaceieuropaei, 8736 nucleotides. The record is from the annotation of a GenBank genome assembly. NCBI's taxonomy places the organism in Eukaryota, Metazoa, Platyhelminthes, Cestoda, Diphyllobothriidea, Diphyllobothriidae.